AUGGCUAAUGGACAGGAAACACUUGAGGGAGUGGAAUGGAGGAUAAGGGUGGCCGAUGGAUCAUCGGAGGCUUUGGUUCCGGCUACGGGGCUUGCACGAAGAGCCUGGCUCGGACUAAAAGGCAUAAUUCGGCGAUUUGCUUCAAAUGUGUGGAGGUUUCUUAAGAGAGCAUGGGACGUUGGGGCUAAUGAUCCUAGAAAAGUAAUCCAUUGCGUGAAGGUAGGACUGGCACUAGCACUUGUAUCACUUUUCUACUUCAUUAGGCCUUUGUAUGAUGGUGUUGGAGGCAAUGCCAUGUGGGCUCUUAUGACAGUUGUGCUUGUAUUUGAGACAACCGUUGGAGCAACGGUAUACAAGUGUAUCAACAGAGUUUUCGCAACCUUUCUAGCCGGAUUUCUCGCGGUGGGGGUACACUGGCUUGCCGCUCGAUCAGGCGAGACGCUUGAACCCUAUGUUGUGGGAGCCUCAGUUUUCCUAUUAGCUUCGGCAGCAACUUUCUCUCGACUCAUUCCGUCGGUGAAGUCCCUGUUUGAUUAUGGGGCCAUGGUCUUCACCCUCACUUUCAGCUUCGUUGUAGUAUCAGGCUACAGAGUGGAUAAAUUGUUUGAGUUUGCACAUCAUAGAAUAUCCACCAUUAUCAUUGGAACUUCACUGUGCAUCAUUGUGAUCAUGCUUGUCUGCCCCAUUUGGUCCGGCCAAGAGCUUCACAGCCUGAUCGUACGUAACAUGGACAAACUUGCCGAUUCCCUCGAUGGUUGUGUGACACAGUAUUUUAACCAGAGUGGGGAAUGCACCAAAUUACAAGGCUACAAGUGCGUGCUAAGCUCCAAGGCAUCUGAAGAAUCUAUGGCAAAUUUUGCUAGGUGGGAACCUUCCCAUGGCAAGUUCAACUUCCGGCACCCGUGGAGACAGUACGUAAAAGUCGGUUCAUCGAUGCGCAGCUGUGCUUACUGCAUAGAGACUCUCAUCGGUUGCAUCAGUUCCGAAAAUCAGGCUGCUAAAUCGAUAAAGAAGCAUUUUAGCACAGGUUGCUUGAAAGUGAGUUCUUGCGCCUCGAACGCCAUACGAGAGCUUGCGGAAAAUUUGAAGACAAUGAAGAAAUCCUCCACCAUAGAUUUAUUGGUUAGUGAAAUGAACAACGCAGUGCAAGAACUCGAGAGUGACUUGAAAUUGCUGCCUCGUUUGCCAGAACAAUCGACGGUUUCGGAAAACAAAACGUUGGAUGCAGCCUGCAGGGAAGCAACACCAACAGUGCCUCUCAUGGACAUCAUACAAGUGGUGACUUUGGCAUCAAUGUUGAUUGAAAUUUCGGGACGGAUCGAAGCCCUGGUCGAUGAUGAGGAAGAACUAGCCAGGCUAGCUGAAUUCGGAAUCAAUGAUGAUAAGUGCAUGCAAAGCGAAAUGAAAGAUAAAUCUUUAUCAGGUGAAGAGAAAAAUUAG
Hibiscus syriacus is the source of this 1440-nucleotide messenger RNA. Its product is annotated as aluminum-activated malate transporter 10-like. The coding region runs from base 1 to 1440 and encodes 479 amino acids. The transcript has 5 exons. NCBI's taxonomy places the organism in Eukaryota, Viridiplantae, Streptophyta, Magnoliopsida, Malvales, Malvaceae. Gene Ontology annotation, biological process: malate transport. The record is from RefSeq and is a predicted model, not a curated record. Gene Ontology annotation, cellular component: plant-type vacuole membrane.